CUCGAACGCAGGAAUUCACUCCAUUUUACGAAUGGAUUACGAAACAUUCGAAGCGGCUCACAAGCCCCAGCUCCAAUCGUCUGGUGUGCCGGAACAUCUGUGGCCAGAGUUGUACCGUAAGUUAUCCGACCGUGUGUUCGAUGCAGGAAGCGCCUUCUCGCUGCUUUUGGUGGAUUACGGUGAUACACCUCGUGCACCGGAAGAUCCCGUGUGGGCGCUGCAAGUGACCAAAGAGGGUGGACUGCAAGCGAACGAUCCGACGGCAAUCUAUCUAAUCGAUCAUGCGUGGACGUUUCGUACGGACAAUGCACGCCAACUGCUAAACGACCAUCCGGAGCUGGUUAACCGUUUGGUUGUAAUGAUGGGACUGCAGCAGGACGAUAAUCUGCCACCGAAUGCGUACAUCCCACGCAUCCUGCGGCACAUGUGGCUCUGGUGCAAUACGUACUCGAUCAAUGCGGGUGGACUGUCGUUGGAGGAUCGAUUGCCGGUCUGGUACGUGAUGGACGAGGUGGGAAGUGCGAUACUGCACGGUAAUUCACCCAACUGUCGGGUCGUUCCGUUUAUGUACAUUGUGGAAGGGGCUGCGUACAGUUUGCUCUUCCCAACGGAGGACAUCGAUGAGGGUGAUCCGUUGUAUCGAGAUUUCGUCGAAGGUACACCAACGGACUCGCAGCAACGGGAUGCUCUACUGGUUCCGUGGCGAUACGAAUCGUUCGUGAAGGAGGACUUCAGUCAGGUGGAACCGCCGAAGGAAUACUUUUUAGGCGGUCACAUUGAAGAAUCGCUCCCGGUUCCGGACAUGCCACCACCGCUGAUCGAUGGAAACCGAUCGCUGAAGGUGUAUUCGCAGUAUGAGCUUGUCAACCAAUACCUGACGGAUCCGGCCUACGAAAUUGUAACCGAUCCAGCGGACGCGGACAUACUCUGGCUGACGAGUCAUUUCAAGGAGUUCCGUGAGCUGAGCGAAAGCAAUCCUAAUAAGUUCGUAAAUCAGUUUCCAUUUGAGAAUGUGAUCACGAUCAAGGAUCUACUGAGCAUCGUUUGUCGUAGAAUGGCCAAGGAACUGCCUCCGAGCGAUGAAGAUGAACCAUCACUAGCACCCAACCCUCGCUGGCUUCCGGUAACGUACAAUCUGAAGACGGAGUUGGUGCCUUUUGUAAGCUACUACCAGAAUCGUGCCCAACGCGGCAUGGACAACCAUUGGAUCGUGAAGCCAUUCAACCUGGCCCGCACGCUCGAUACGUACAUUACGGACAAUCUGGCGCAAAUUUUGCGUCUGCAGCAAACGGGACCGAAAAUCGCCCAAAAGUACAUCGAACAUCCGGUUCUGUUCGAACGGGCCGAGCUCGAAGCAAGAGUCAAAUUCGACGUACGGUACGUGCUGCUGGUGAAAAGCGUCGACGAUCUGUGCGCUUACGUGUACACAAACUUCUUCCUGCGCUUUGCCAACAAACCCUUCCAGCUGGAUGAUUUCGACGAUUACGAGAAACACUUUACCGUCAUGAACUAUGGCCAGUUUCAGUUGCGCCACAUGAAGUGUGAUGAGUUUGUCCAAUGCUGGAGCACACAAUUCCCGAGCCAUCCGUGGGACGAGAUCGAGACGGAUAUUUGUGAAAUGUUGAAGGAGAUGCUGCAGGGUGCUACUCGGUUAGGACCACCGUGUGGGAUCGGCGCUAGUGCUCAAUCACGCGCCCUAUAUGCUGUAGAUUUGAUGCUCGAGUGGACGGAAGCGGGCACGAAGAUACAGCCGAAGCUGUUGGAAGUCAACUUCACGCCAGACUGUCAGCGGGCGUGCGAGUACUAUCCGGAGUUUUACAACGAUAUGUUUAACUUGCUGUUUUUAGAUCAGGAAAAUUUGGACGUGUUCAAACGAAUUGUAUAG
This is a messenger RNA of Anopheles maculipalpis, 1885 nucleotides long. RefSeq names its product tubulin--tyrosine ligase-like protein 12 (gene TTLL12). Gene Ontology annotation, biological process: protein modification process. Bases 32 to 1885 code for a protein of 617 amino acids. NCBI's taxonomy places the organism in Eukaryota, Metazoa, Arthropoda, Insecta, Diptera, Culicidae. The transcript has a single exon. The record is from RefSeq and is a predicted model, not a curated record.